Umbelopsis ramanniana AG is the source of this 3011-nucleotide messenger RNA. RefSeq lists its product as uncharacterized. The record is from RefSeq and is a predicted model, not a curated record. Gene Ontology annotation, molecular function: GTPase activity; translation initiation factor activity; GTP binding. The coding region runs from base 126 to 2771 and encodes 881 amino acids. The transcript is spliced from 4 exons. NCBI's taxonomy places the organism in Eukaryota, Fungi, Mucoromycota, Umbelopsidomycetes, Umbelopsidales, Umbelopsidaceae.
UUUGAUGGCUCUUAUGAGCAAGGCCGCCAAGAAGAAGGGAAAGAAGAAUAAGAGGGCAACAGCCGCCGAUAUUGAGGAGGAGGAAGAACAAGAACAAGCUGCUCCUCCUGCUGCUACAAACGAGGAUGAACAAAUCGAAGAUGAAUACGACUGGGCAGAAAAGCCCAAGGAAAAGAAAGGAAAGAAGGAAUUCUCUCCAAGAAGGAGAAGGAAAAGCUGAAGAAGGAAAAGGCAAAGGAAGCAAAGAAGGAAAGUUGCUCACCAAGGCACAAAAGGAAGCUCAGCAGCGCGCUCAACUUCGUCUCCAACAAAUGAUCGACGCCGGUGUUAAGGUCGAAGGUCUUAUGAAUAAGGAUGGCGACAACAAGGUCAAGAAACCUGUCUACGACAACCGCAAAAAGAAGAAGGGUCCUCAGUCCGCUAAUGAAGCCGCCAGAAAGGAAGAGGAAAAGAAGCGUCUCGAAGAAGAGAAGAAGCGCAAGGAAGAAGAGGAAGCAGCCAAGAAGGCUGCAGAGAAAGAAGACGAAGAAGAAGAUUCUUGGGAAAAUGCUGCCGACUCUGACGAAGACAAAGCAGAUGUUAAGGAUAGCUGGGAUCAAGAGAGCGAAGAAGAAGAAGUCAAGGAUAGCUGGGAUGCAAGCAGUGAUGAAGAAGAAAAGGUCGCAGCACCCGUUAAAGCCACACCUGCCGCCAAGCCUGCUGCUGCUAAACCUGCUGCACCUGCCGCUAAACCUGCUGCUGCCGAAGAAUCUGAAUCUGAAGAAGAGUCUGAUGAGGACGACGAUGAGGACGACGAUUCUAGUGAUGAAGACAGCUCUGAUUACUCUGAUUCCGAUGAUGAAUCAUCCGAAGAGGAGUUGACCGCCACCCAAAAGAUGGCUUUGAAGAGGAAGGAAGAAGCUGCAGCUCGCCGUGAGCAGCGUCAAAAGGAAGCCCUUGCUGCUCGAUCAAAGGAUGAUCUUCGCUCCCCUAUUGCUUGUAUUCUUGGUCACGUCGAUACCGGUAAGACUAAGCUGUUGGAUAAGAUUCGUCAAACCAACGUUCAAGAAGGUGAAGCUGGUGGUAUCACUCAACAAAUUGGUGCCACUUAUUUCCCCGGUGAUGCUAUCAAGCAAAAGACAGCCGUUCUCGGUGACAAGGCCGUUGGCGAAGGCCUCAAGCUUCCUGGUCUGCUCGUUAUCGAUACCCCUGGGCACGAGUCUUUCACCAAUCUUCGUUCUCGUGGUAGUUCACUUUGUAACAUUGCCAUUCUUGUUGUUGAUAUUAUGCACGGUUUGGAACCUCAAACUUUGGAAUCCAUUCGCUUGCUUCGUGAUCGCAAGACGCCCUUCAUUGUUGCUCUCAACAAGAUUGAUCGUCUGUUCGGCUGGAAGGCUAUUCCUGACAACGGUUUCCAAGACUCUCUUUCCAAGCAAACAGAGCACGUCAAGCGCGAGUUCGAGAACCGUGUGCAGCAGACCAUGGUUGCCUUUGCUGAACAAGGUUUGAACGCCUGUCUCUACUAUGACAACAAGAACUUUGCCAAAUAUGUUUCUUUGGUACCUACCUCUGCUCAUUCUGGUGAAGGUGUUCCUGAUAUGUUGAACCUGUUGGUCAACCUUACUCAGUCUCGUAUGAGUGACAAGCUCAUGUAUAUUACCGAACUCGAAUGUACGGUGUUGGAAGUCAAGGUCAUUGAAGGUCUCGGUACCACAAUUGAUGUUGUCCUUGUCAACGGAUGGCUGCGUGAAGGUGACAAGAUCGUUGUCUGUGGCCUUAACGGUCCCAUUGUGACGCAAGUUCGAGCGCUGCUCACUCCUCAGCCUAUGCGUGAACUUCGUGUCAAAUCAGCAUACGUUCAUCACAAGGAAGUCAAGGCCGCUCUUGGUAUCAAAAUCUCUGCUCCAGAUCUUGAAAAGGCUAUUGCUGGUUCUCGCCUCCUUGUCUGCGGCCCUGAUGAUGAUGAAGAUGACUUGAAGGAAGAAGUCAUGUCUGAUUUGACUAACUUGAUGAGCUCUAUUGAUCGAUCCGGUCACGGUGUUUGGGUCCAAGCCUCAACCCUUGGUUCCUUGGAAGCUUUGUUAGAAUUCCUUAAGACAUCUAAGAUUCCAGUUUCUGGUAUCAACAUUGGUCCCGUUCACAAAAAGGAUGUCCACAGAGCUAGUGUCAUGUUGGAGAAGGCUCGCGAGUUUGCUGUCAUGCUUUGUUUCGAUGUCAAGGUCGACAAGGAAGCCGAAGAACUUGCCAACGAUUUGGGUAUCAAGGUUUUCAAGGCUGAGAUUAUCUAUCACUUGUUUGACGCCUUUACCGCUUACCAUCAACAACUUCUCGAACAAAAGAGAAAGGAUCAGGCUCCUCAGGCUGUGUUCCCAUGUGUUUUGAAGAUGGUUCCUCAAGCUAUUUUCAACAAGAAGGACCCCAUUAUCAUUGGUGUUGAUGUCGUUGAAGGUGUCUUGCGCAUUGGAACUCCCAUCUGUGUCAUUCGAACUGAUCCAGAAACGAAACAGAGGGACAUUAUCACCCUUGGUAAAGUGACAUCUAUGGAACAGAAUCACAAGGCCGUGGAAAUUGUCAAGCGUGGUGGUGCUGGUGGUGGUGUUGCCAUCAAGAUUGAAUGUGCUGUCUACGAAACUCCAAAGACCUACGGUAGACACUUUAUUGAGUCAGAUGAACUCUAUUCCAAGAUCACCAGACAAUCCAUUGAUAUCCUCAAGGAGAGCUUUAGAAAUGAUCUUAGCAAGGAAGAAUGGGCUCUUGUCGUCAAGUUGAAGAAGGUCUUGAAUGUAGAUUAGUGCAAUGAUUGUGGUUGUGUAAUUUUCUUGUUUUAACCAUUUCAAAAUCACAUUUUCGAGUUUUGCUCUUUUUUUUUAUUAUUCAUAUCACCUUUUCCUCCGUUAUACACUUGUGCCAAGUCACUGCCCUUCAACUUGGUUUUUUUUUUCUAUCACAAAAGCAUCGAGCAUCUCACUUAGAAGCUUCCCGUAAAAGUAAGAAAAAGUAAAAUUUCAAAAAAUUGAAAUAAUUAGCCAAGC